Molecule: messenger RNA, 2129 nt
Organism: Papaver somniferum (opium poppy)
Lineage: Eukaryota; Viridiplantae; Streptophyta; Magnoliopsida; Ranunculales; Papaveraceae
Product: light-mediated development protein DET1-like
Exons: 11
Coding region: 419-2008 (529 amino acids)
Biological process (GO): protein ubiquitination; positive regulation of proteasomal ubiquitin-dependent protein catabolic process; carbohydrate metabolic process
Cellular component (GO): nucleus; cullin-RING ubiquitin ligase complex
Molecular function (GO): ubiquitin protein ligase binding; ubiquitin-like ligase-substrate adaptor activity
Source: RefSeq, a predicted model, not a curated record
ACUGUGGGGUUUGUUGACUCCGGUACACAUCUUCGAUCUUUCCUUUCCGUAAAAAGAAAAAAAAAUGGAGAAAAAAAUACGAUAAAGUGGAUAAUAUCAGUAAAAUUCGUACUGGUUGUCUGUCUGGAAAAAUAAAAAGGAAACAAAAUCGCUCUCACUCUCUCUGCAAUUCUCCGUUAACGAUUGGAGAAAUUAUCGUAGAAGAAAAAGGCAGCUAUUGUUCUCAGAAUUAAGUUUGUUUCUUUAUCUGGCGAGUAACCGCCGGAGAGGCAUGCUCAUUUUCGACUUCUCAGUAGUUGUCCGAAACCUAUUAUUACCUUCAAUUUCAAUAUCAUCAGCAUUAGCAUUACAAUUUAGGUUAGGGCACCACCAACAACAACAAAUUCAAGAAGAAUUGUUAAUUACUGGCUGAUUCUAAAUGUUCUUCAAGCCGAAUAACAACAUCGUAUCCAGGAUUUUCGAUCGCCAAAUUCGCACUCCCGCUCCUGGCACUGCUGUUAAUAAUGCGAGGAGAUUCUAUGAGAAUAUAGUACCAAGCUAUACCCUAUAUAAUGUGGAUUUCCCAGAUCAUUCGUUCCGCAAGUUCACAGAUGAUGGUCACUUCCUAAUUAGUUUCAGCAGGAAUCAUCAAGACCUCAUUGUUUACAGACCAAAAUGGCUCUCUUUUUCUUACAAGGAUGAAGAAGAAAAAGACGGCUGCGAUGAUUCUCAUGAUCUUCCUUCUAAAGCAAGGAGGUUUGGAAGUUUUUUCACUCAGCUAUAUUGUGUCUCACUAGCUUCUAGCAAUGAGUUCAUCUGUAAAGACUUCUUCUUAUAUGUCGAGAGUAACCAGUUUGGCUUGUUUGCCACUCAAACUGCACAAGUCUAUGAUGCACCUAAUGUUGAAGGAGCUAUUCAUGGAGUCCCAUCUGUUGAAAAGAUUACAUUUCACCUUGUGAGAUUGGAAGACGGGGUUGUACUGGAUGAAAAGAUUUUCUCCAAUGAUUUUGUUAACUUAGCUCAUAGCAUGGGUGUUUUUUUGUAUGAUGAUUUGUUGGCUAUCAUGUCCCUCCGCUACCAAACAAUACAUAUUCUCCAAAUUCGUGACUCUGGAAACCUUGUCGACGUGCGAGCUAUAGGGGAAUUUUGCCGUGAAGAUGACGAAUUGUUCCUCAAUUCUCAUGCCCAGUACAUGGUAAAUCAGGCUGAAAAUGGUUCGAUUCUUCCCCAACAGAUGCGAAGGGGUUCUUUUCUGAGUGGCAUCAAACAGCGGUUGCUCUCCUUUAUCUUCCGUGGAAUAUGGAAUGAUGAAACAGAUUAUAGCCUGAGGGUUCAAGGUCUAAAGAAGUUCUAUUUCCAUUUCCAAGAUUAUGUUGAUUUGAUCAUGUGGAAGGUACAGUUCUUAGACCGGCAUCACCUGCUAAUCAAGUUCGGUAGUGUAGAUGGAGGGGUAUCCAGAAACACCGAUCAUCAUCCUGCAUUUUUUGCUGUAUAUCACAUGGAAACAACAGAGUUUAUUGCAUUUUAUCAGAAUUCAGCUGAUGAGCUGUAUAACUUGUUUGAGCGUUUUGGUGACCACUUCCACGCAACAUCGAGGAAUUUGUUGUAUAUGAACUUCAUAUCAUCUCACUCCAAUAAUAUAUAUGCUCUUGAGCAGCUAAGGAGCAGUAAAACCAAAGCUAGUAGUUUUACACUGUUUGUGAAGAAGAUGAUGACCUCUUUACCUUUCAGUUGCCAGUCCCAGAGUCCUUCUCCUUAUUUUGACCAAUCACUCUUUAGAUUUGAUGAAAAGCUCAUCUCUGCAACGGACCGCCAUAGGCAAUCUACGGAGCACCCAAUCAAGUUUAUUUCAAGAAGGCACCCAAACACCCUCAAGUUCAAGAUAAAACCAGGUCCAGAAGCUGGUGGAGCUGACGGUCAAACGAAAAAGAUCUCUUCGUUCCUCUUCCACCCAAUUUUGCCGCUUGCACUUUCCAUCCAGCACACGCUCCUUCAGCCGUCGGUCGUGAAUAUUCACUUUCACAGAUAAAAGACCGCAUAAAAAUCUAAUUGAUGUGAUGAAGUUGUAUCUGUUGUAUGAUAUCUUAAUCAUCAUUCAUUAUAUUUAUUUAUUGUCAAAGAGAGAUCCACCUCCGGCUACCCCUUCUAAA